AUGGACGGUCCUCUGGUAGGAACGGUUCUCCUUGGUCAGGUGGUAUUUCAUCAAUGGAGCUGUGAGAACGAGCAUAAUGCGUGCUUGAUUGUCCAUAGCUGUUCGGUGGUCGGCAGUGAGACGAAACACAAACUGAUGGAUGCAGAUGGAUGCUCCAAGGACCCAAAAAUUCUGCCAGACCUCAACUAUAUCAGUCCUGUACGUUUUUCGUGGUCCUUUGUGAACCUCCCAAUGGCCGUUUCAUCUGCCUCUCAAUCCGUAAACGUUUUUCCAUUGCGCACUUUAAUUGCUAACAAGGCGAAUCGAAAUCGCAGCUAA
Molecule: messenger RNA, 318 nt
Organism: Haemonchus placei
Lineage: Eukaryota; Metazoa; Nematoda; Chromadorea; Rhabditida; Trichostrongylidae
Source: the annotation of a GenBank genome assembly